AUGACCAAAUCGGCUUCUUUUGACACUGCGCAGAAAUCGCCGCGAGUUACUUUUCAAGUUUCCAGCAGAAGCCGGUCACUGGAUGACUACAAGAUGAGAGCGACAAGCUUUGCUGAGGAGCAGUACAUUGAGGAAGAGAGCGACUUAAUUCCCGAGGGCAGUGCUUUUGAGGCUUGCAGCGAAAAGGGCUCAGAAAAGACUUCGGCAGCUGUAUCCGUCCCUGGAGGGAAAGAGCAGCAGAUUCUGCCACAGAAACCAUCAGCACCCAGCCAGGCGAAAUCGGCUGCAUUAAAGGGCAAAGGCACAGCUAGCUUAACUAUUUCUCAAGCGAAAGCUGCCCCAGUUUCAAACGCUGAGCCUAAGCAUUCAUACCAAACACCUCCCAUGCACAGUGAGAUGAAAGUUCCUGUUCGAGAAGGUGAUGUUUCUGCUGGCUUAGAGACUUUGCCUGCUUCUAUAUCAGUCUCUCAUGAAGAAAGCCAAAAGCCUCCUAAGUCCUUCAUUCACAGCAAAGCAGUGCCUGCUCCUGGUGAGAUGAGGGAGCCUUCUCAACAAGCAGAUACCGUCCAAGCAUUGAUCCAUGAGGGGGAACACCAUAAACAUCUACAGCAGAAACAUUUUGCCCCAGGAAAGAGAAAGCUUGAUGCCUUUCCUGGAGAGAGGCAAAUCUUAAUGGCUUCACAAGGCAAAGCUGUUCCAAUUUCUCUCUCUGAACCGGAAAAACGAGAACUCAUUUAUCGUACACAACUUGCUUCCAGUGAGGACGAGUCUGUUUUCCAGAAAGACCAAGGGCCAUCUGUUUCAGGUUUCUCCCAAGCAAGAGUUGUGCCAUUUUCAGCCUCUGGGGGAGAAAUCCUGGUUACUCAAAAGGAAACCCCAUAUUCCAUUGGACAAGAAAGAACCAGAGGACAUGUUCAUAAAAAACCUGCUAUUUAUAGUGACACAGAGGCUGAAGCCCUGGAGUACUUAGUUGAUGAGAUGGUUUGCCUGUCAAAAGAGAUGACUGCUUUAGCAGAGUCCGUUUCUGAUCCAGAGGGAUCCAGAAGACACAUUUCUCCAUCCAGGGAGGUGUUCUACCCAGGCUCACCUGAGCAAGCAGUAAGACCGGCCACCAGAUACCUUGUUCGGAGAGGAAAAAGAGAAGGGGGCAUUGGCUUAGCAGAUCCCUCAGAAGCAGAUAUUAUAUAUCCUGGAGAAGAAGAGUACUUCAGUGUGCUACCUUCCAUGGGCAAGAAAGCUAGGAUGUCUCCCCCUUUCGAAGGCAUGGGUUAUGUAGGCGCAGAAAUGCCCAUGGUAUCUGAUUUUGGUAGUUCUGGGUUUGGGGACAGAUUCUCCUAUUACUGUGACAGCCAAAGAAGUGACCAAAUGUGCGAAAUCCGCUUAGUACAGAUUCAGGACCUCUCAGAGGACAUGCCUCGUCCUGAUAGCAAGACAGCAAAAUUUGACAUCUCUGAAGUAGAACCUGCCUUUCUCAACCUGUACGAACUCUAUGACAUUGUGUACUUCCCAUUUGAGUUCCUUAGCUUCAGAAAAGCCCCAGAGAAUCUACCCAGCAAAAGACGUUUGCCUAUGGGCGAAAAAGCAAAGUUGCUGCCGGGAUUGAAAUCCCAUGCACAUCAGGAUAAAAAAAUAUGUGCCAGGGAUGAUAACUUGAAAGGUGAGGCUGUACAGGAAGCUCCCAGAGAUGAAGAGAAAACUCCACCUGAGUUGGACGUAGAGCCAAAAGAAGCCAAAGCACCCCGGCUAGGAAACAGGUCUGAUUCAGAAGGUAACAUACCAUCUGGGUCUCAACAAAUCUAUGGUCUCCUGGAAGACCCAGCCAAACAGCGGAGGAGCUCUUUACAAGACAAAGUGGGGCUCUUCAAGCCCUUUGUCAGAUCUCAGUCCGUGGAGUUGGUAGAGCAAAGUCUAAAGAAGAAGGUAAAAGCAUCAGUCACCCACCUCUCAAGAAUGUUGACGAGAAAGUCAUCUUCUGAUCAGGAAAGCAGGGAAGGCUCAGAGGAGCGGAAGGGUGAGCUGCAAGAAAGAGCAUCUUUGACAGAGGCUUCUGGAGGAUUGAAAAAGAAAACAGGGCUUCCCUUCAUUCACUCUUCCAAGCCUCAAAACAAAGGAGAAAGCACCUUCUUUUGCUGAAGAGCUCACUGACCAGACCAUUGCCUUGGGGCAGUCUCUGACGCUGUCCUGCCGGACAUCUGCCCAUUCAUCACCCAACAUCGAAUGGUUC
Molecule: messenger RNA, 2224 nt
Organism: Podarcis muralis (Common wall lizard)
Lineage: Eukaryota; Metazoa; Chordata; Lepidosauria; Squamata; Lacertidae
Source: RefSeq, a predicted model, not a curated record